Messenger RNA from Penicillium lagena, 1371 nucleotides. Its product is annotated as CFEM domain-containing protein. The transcript is spliced from 6 exons. Lineage: Eukaryota; Fungi; Ascomycota; Eurotiomycetes; Eurotiales; Aspergillaceae. The record is from RefSeq and is a predicted model, not a curated record. The coding region runs from base 1 to 1371 and encodes 456 amino acids.
AUGGUGAAGAUUCACGUUCUUCAGACGGCCGCACUGGUUGCGUGUUCGCUGCUCCCAGAGCUCGUUUCUUCUAUGGAUGCCUCUGCGGCAGCCGCUGGAGCCUCUGGAGCCAGCGCCCUCCAGACGGCCGAAGCUGCUUAUCCUCCCUGUGCUCUCGAGUGUCUCGCAAGGCUCAUACCGCAGUCCGCGUGUGGGGCGACGGACGUUGCCUGCCUUUGCACCAACGUCCCUCUCAACAACAACAUCACUGUCUGCGUUUCUCAGGGUUGCAGCCUUGUCGAUGAGCUAGCAACCAAAAAUGCCUCUCUCACAAUGUGUGGCGCCCAUGUCAGGGACAAAACUGGCAUCCCGGGUUUGGUGGGCGUGAUUGGUGGUGCCUUUGCGCUGCUCACUUUUUUUUUUCGUAUGGUCGUGUGCUCGCCGUGGAUAGGACGCAUAGCGGGUUGGGAUGACUACACGAUUGCGGCCGCUGUUGCGCUGACCGUCCCGCCGACGGUCUUUUCGGUCUACCUUGGGGAGAAUGGUCUCGGAAAAGAUAUUUGGACGCUUCCUUUGUGGAAGAUCGAGAACGUUCUUUUUUACUAUUACCUCGGGGAGCUUUUCUAUGUCACCGCUCAAGCGAUGAUCAAGUUGUCGCUUCUAUUCUUCCUCCUUCGAGUGUUCCCUGAUUCAAAAUUCCGGAUUGCCUGCUGGGUCAUCAUAGGCCUCACCGCCGCCUACGGAUUCACAUUUUUCAUGGUAACACUGUUGCAAUGUUACCCUAUCCCCUACACCUGGCUCCAGCUGGACGAGACUCAAAAUGGGAAAUGUAACAACGAGAACAUUCAGGGCUGGUUGAGCGCCAUUAUUAACAUAAUUCUUGAUCUGAUCAUUCUGGUGCUGCCCCUAAAGCGAUUGUAUUUGCUGAAUAUGGGGUUAAAGAAGAAGAUCCUGACCAUGUGCAUGUUCGGCUUGGGCGUUUUCGACACAAUUGUUAGCAUCGUUCGCCUUCACUCCCUCAUCACCUUUGCCAAUUCCGAGAACAUCACCUGGGCCUACCUUGAUGCCGCGUACUGGAGCACUAUCGAGCUCGACAUCGGCAUCAUCACCGCCUGUCUUCCUGCUGUGCGCCUCUUCUUUGCCAAGCUGGGUGUUAUGAAUCUGGCUUCGACGCAUAAGUCCAUCAAUUCGCGGUCGUUCGUCAACACUGGGGACAGCAGGGAACCAAUAUCGGAAAGCAAGAGGCUGCAGCAAGCGCUCCGGUGCGGCGACAAUUGCGACUUCAUCCCGCUGGUAGAUGUCGAGUCUGGAAAGUCCGACAAGAGUUGGCUACGACUGGCCCCGCCGGCGCCCGGGACGGGCACCACAGAAAACGGGCAUUGUGCAGGAUGA